AUGGACAGUGACGCCACCACAAGAUUUGUGCCAGAAUACAGAAGAACCAACUUUAAGAAUAAGGGUCGCUUCCAGGCGGAUGAGUUGAGAAGACGCCGCGAGACCCAGCAGGUGGAGUUGAGAAAGGCAAAGCGCGACGAGACAUUAGCCAAGAGAAGAAAUCUUGUUGACUUUGCGGACGACUCCGAGGAUGAAUCGGACGCCGGUGGUGAGGAGACCAGCUUCUACCAGCAGUUGCAGAGCGAGUUGCCACGCAUGAUGGAGCAAAUUAACUCCGACGUCUUCGACAGCCAGUUAGAGGCAACCGUCAAGUUCAGACAGAUCCUCUCCCGUGAACACAAUCCGCCGAUUGACUUGGUCAUCGCCAGCGGCGUCGUUCCAAGAUUGGUAUACUUCAUGGAAAACCAGCCGGAGAUGUUGCAGUUGGAGGCAGCUUGGGCGUUGACGAACAUCGCUUCCGGUAACUCUGACCAGACAAAGACAGUCGUUGAGUCCGGGGCUGUGCCGUUGUUUGUGGGGCUCUUGUACUCCAACUCGUUGGAGGUCAAGGAACAGGCAAUCUGGGCGUUGGGUAAUGUUGCCGGUGACUCCUCUGCCUACAGAGACUACGUGUUACAGUGCAACGCCAUGCCACCGGUGUUGAACUUGUUCGGCUCCAACAAGAUGACCUUGAUCAGAACUGCCACUUGGACUUUGUCCAACCUUUGUCGUGGAAAGAACCCACAACCGGACUGGAACGUUGUGUGCCAGGCCAUUCCAACCUUGGCCAAGUUGAUUUACUCUGUCGAUACUGAGACCUUGAUUGACGCCUGUUGGGCCAUCUCUUACUUGUCUGAUGGGCCGCCAGAGGCAAUCCAGUCCGUUGUCGACGCCAGGAUCCCAAAGAGAUUGGUCGAGUUGUUGGGCCACGAGUCCACCCUCGUCCAGACCCCAGCCUUGAGAGCUGUCGGUAACAUUGUCACCGGUAACGAUGUGCAGACCCAGGUUGUCAUUAACGCUGGUGUAUUACCAGCCUUAUCUCCGUUAUUGAGCUCGCCAAAGGAGACCAUCAGAAAGGAGGCCUGUUGGACCAUUUCCAACAUCACCGCUGGUAACACCCAGCAGAUCGAUGCCGUCAUCGAAAACAACUUGAUCCCCCAGAUCAUCAGAUUGUUGGCUACUGGUGACUACAAGACCAAGAAGGAAGCCUGUUGGGCCAUCUCCAACGCCUCUUCUGGUGGUUUGACCAAGCCAGACCAGAUCAGAUACUUGGUCUCCCAGGGCUGCAUCAAGCCGUUGUGCGAUUUAUUGACCAUUGCGGACGCCAAGAUAAUUGAGGUCACCUUGGACGCCUUGGAGAACAUCUUAAAGAUGGGUGAGAUGGACAAGGAAGCCCGCGGUGCUAACGUCAACGAGAACGCCUUGUACAUUGAGGAGGCCGGUGGUAUGGAAAAGAUCUUUGACUGCCAGAAUAGCGACAAUGACAAGAUUUACAACAAAGCUUACUCCAUCAUGGAGAAGUACUACUCCGGUGAAGAUGAAGGCAUUGAUGACGGUUUGGCCCCAGAGGCCAACGGUGAGACGUUUGGUUUCGGUGUCCAACAACAACCUCAAGGUGGGUUCCAAUUCUAA
Babjeviella inositovora NRRL Y-12698 is the source of this 1611-nucleotide messenger RNA. RefSeq names its product karyopherin alpha. Gene Ontology annotation, biological process: NLS-bearing protein import into nucleus. Gene Ontology annotation, cellular component: nucleoplasm; nucleus; cytoplasm. Lineage: Eukaryota; Fungi; Ascomycota; Pichiomycetes; Serinales. Gene Ontology annotation, molecular function: nuclear import signal receptor activity; protein binding. The record is from RefSeq and is a predicted model, not a curated record. The transcript has a single exon. Bases 1 to 1611 code for a protein of 536 amino acids.